Symbiodinium necroappetens is the source of this 999-nucleotide messenger RNA. The record is from the annotation of a GenBank genome assembly. Lineage: Eukaryota; Dinophyceae; Suessiales; Symbiodiniaceae.
AUGUCUUCAGAAGACACCGAUGUGGAUGCGCUAUCCGAAUCGGAGUCUUCUACUGCAACCGAUGUGGGUGCGAUAGAAAGUUCUCGGGACUCCCAUGAGUCGUACUCUGGAGAUGACUCAGAGUAUUCAACCGAAUAUUCUGUCUGCUACGACUCGAGCUCCAGCGAUGCGGGUCUGCCAGACUGGGAGGAUGCUUGCAAGCGGGCAAAGCGAGAGCCCUUCCUGUGCCACGAGCUGAACAAGAGGCAGCGAAGUUAUCUAUCUGGCUGGGCAAACCCUAUGUUGUGCCGUACAGGAAUGCUUGCCAGAGUGAAACGCUUUUUGAAGUAUGACUUCCCUGUGAUGUCCGACUGUUCAGGCGCGGAAGGCGGCAUUCUUGCGCUGCAGGCCUUGGGAGUCCAGGUUGAUCACAUCUCCAGCUCCGAGAUAAACUGCAUAGCUACGGAUUUCAUCGCUAGGUUUAGUGUGCUUCGGGCCGAUACUGAUCUCCUCGAGGAGGAGGCCUGGGUGGUUAAGAAGAACGUCAAGCGUGGUGUACUGAGGCUUCGGGUUCCCAUUUAUAUCCUCGAAAACGUGAUGGGAAUUAAGCGAUGCCUGGGGGCAGUACAAGCCCGGCUAGGGAGGCUGAAAGAGUAUGUUCAUGGCAUCAUGGAGAUUGACAGCAAGGCCAUCGGCGACGUCGUUAGCAGGCCGCGGCUGUAUUUUGUCGGCAUCCACAGGAGUGUCGCAGCCCCUGGCAUCUCCUCGAAUGCGAAGCUACAGAAUGCCCUGGACAGCAUCCUUGCAAAGGCUAAGAAAAACUGCCCUCCACCAACGCCCUGGUGUGGCCUGUUGCUGGAUGAUGUGGCCCAAGAGGCACCCCCCAAAAGGCGGAGGCAAACCCAGUUCGAUCUUCGCUAUGAGAAGCUCGGCCUUGCAUCUAACUUUGGUACUGCAUGUCCUCACACCUCGUCAUGUCAUUCACCCCAGCCCAGAGAAUAUCGAUGCUUCGGCUUUUAA